Messenger RNA from Scophthalmus maximus (turbot), 1019 nucleotides. It is a transcript of the gene prkrip1, whose product is annotated as PRKR interacting protein 1. Gene Ontology annotation, biological process: negative regulation of protein kinase activity. Gene Ontology annotation, cellular component: nucleolus. The record is from RefSeq and is a predicted model, not a curated record. The transcript has a single exon. Lineage: Eukaryota; Metazoa; Chordata; Actinopteri; Pleuronectiformes; Scophthalmidae. Bases 152 to 724 code for a protein of 190 amino acids. Gene Ontology annotation, molecular function: double-stranded RNA binding; protein kinase inhibitor activity; protein kinase binding.
AAUGUCAGCAAAUUAAUACUGACUCACCUUUUCCUUUUUCUUCGGAAAAAGCAAACGUUGAAAAAGGGAAAUAAAUAUUUACAGGUUACGGAAGCCCUCAAUAACUUCCGGGGCGACUCGAGCAAGCAGGAAACGGCGACAGUUCGAAAAGAUGGCGGCGCACACGCAGAAGAACAACAAACCGGGGAAAGCUGCGGGCAAAGAGUCGCAGCCUCUGAUAAUCGCCAAAACCCCGGCGGAGGAACAGCGUCUGAAGUUGGAGAGGUUGAUGCGGAACCCCGACAAGCUCGCCCCCAUCCCCGACCGACCGAAGGAGUGGAACCCGCGGGCUCCGCCGGAGUUCGUCCGGGACGUGAUGGGCUCCAGCGCCGGCGCGGGCAGCGGGGAGUUCCACGUCUACCGGCACCUGCGCCGCAGGGAGUACCAGAGGCAGGACUUCCUGGACAAGAUGGCAGGCAAGUUCGACAAGGACCUGGAGUAUCUGGACAAGGUGGAGCUGAACAAAGAGGCGGCCGACGAGAGGACGGCGAAGCGCAGGAAGAAGCGGGAGAAGCUGAAGCGGAAGAAGCUGCUGGCGAAGAAAGCCAAACUAGAGUCCAAGAAUAAGAAGGAGGGCGACGCCGAGGAGAGCUCUGACUCCAGUGAAGAAGAGAAGGACGAAGAGGGGGAGAGGGAGGCCGACGAUGAUGCCGAGGCACCAAGCUUCAUCAUGGGGAAGAAAUGACCCGUGUGUCCUGAUCGAGAGACCUGCGUGACGAGGAGGCGAAGUGACCCACUGCAAAGACGACAACACUGAGUUGGUGGACCCUGGUUUACCAUGGGACUGGUUUGACUGCCCAGAGACACUUCUGACUUCUCAUGAACACUGAAGUGUUUGUAGAUCCCAUGUUUCAACUAACAGACACGUUGAGGGCUUUCUUCUCAUUUCCUACAAUAGUUUUUUUUGGAACGUUUGGAAUCGAAUGCCACCUUUUUACACAACAUUAUACUUGUUUCAAUAAAAAUGAGACUGUACAAUA